Mya arenaria is the source of this 1087-nucleotide messenger RNA. RefSeq names its product ficolin-2-like. The record is from RefSeq and is a predicted model, not a curated record. The transcript has a single exon. The coding region runs from base 3 to 719 and encodes 238 amino acids. NCBI's taxonomy places the organism in Eukaryota, Metazoa, Mollusca, Bivalvia, Myida, Myidae.
AUAUGCUCGUGGCAGUGCUGUCUGCUCUGGUUCAUGUUUCACAGUCCUAUAACAACGUGUCCAGCCAAUGUGCCGUUACGGAAUGCAGACCAAGGGACUGUACGGAUUUACUUGAGAGAGGCGUGAACGUCACGGGUGUUUACAAAAUAUUUCCUGAAGGCUCGAUUGGUUUCGAUGCUAGGUGCGACAUGGACACAGAUGACGGUGGAUGGACGGUCUUCCAGAGAAGAAUCAACGGCCACACAAAUUUCUACAAAACUUGGAACGACUAUUUACUGGGAUUUGGGAAUCUGAAUGAAAACUUCUGGCUUGGAAACCAGAACAUAGCUUUAAUGUCAUCACAGGGAUGGUAUGAAGUGAGGAUAGAUCUGACACACCCGACAACCGGUGAAAGGCGUUAUGCUGCAUAUCACGUGUUCUCGUUAGGUAAUGCUAAAACCAAAUUUUCUCUCUUCAUCGACGGUUACCAUGGCAACGCAGGUGAUGCAUUAUCCUUUCACAACAAUCGACAAUUUUCAACAAAGGACAGGGAUAAUGAUGCCACUAGUGGGGACUGUGCAGAUCUAUAUCAUGGUGGGUGGUGGUACAAAAAUUGUCAUGACGCAAAUUUAAAUGGCGAUUACGGAAACACGGCGUACGCAGAAGGCUUGGUCUGGAAGCAAUGGGCUGGUUACUACGUUUCGAUGUCAAGGUCGGAGAUGAAGAUUCGCAGAAAAUAAAUGAUUCGGUUUAUAUUGCUUCUGCAACAUACCGAUAAAAACGUUUGAUAUAACUAGAUAUUUAAUAGAUAUAUUGCGAAAAAUGAAUGAACAUGGAUAUUCACUGCACCACCUUUUUAAGAAACAAACACAGAUAAUUACAAACAGAAGCCGUUUUUGCGUAUCUUAAUUUUUAUGUUAUGUUGUAAAUGAGAUUUGUAUACAUUAUUUAUUAAAGUUUUCUGCAUUUCGUUAUAACUACCAAAAUGUUAGGCUUUCCUUUCCUGCUUAUAAAGAAAAGGCCAGACGCUAAUAUAUUGUUAUUUACUUUUUCUGUUUUUGUUAUUUGUGCCGAACUGGAAGUUAAAAAUACCUUCGUUUUCCAUCAU